CGCGCCUUUGCGUCGGCGCAGUCCAUCUUGCCUCACGUAUCGCCGCUGUCAUAUUCUGCCAGCUUGCCGUCCGUGUUGUUGUAGUAAAUAAUGGCGGCAUCGGGAGGCGGAUUAUCAUCUCCCGUUGCCGUGGCGGGCUUGAGCAUUCAAGCGCCGGCCCGGGCUCGCUUCCCGGGUCGGCCUUGCACGGCUCGCAGCAGGUUGCGGUCGGAGAAACGUAUCAAACGCGGAAGGUUGGGCUCCGACGACGGGGGAUUGCCUGCCGAAGGGCCGAGGCCCGUAAACAUCGGCCUGGCGUUGAGCGAGGACCCGGCCUUGCUGCGUCUGCUCGGGGUGGCGGAGAAGCACAGGAGGCAGAGAGAUGCGGGCUUCGACUCCAGUAACAGUGAGGAGGAGGAAGUUUUCACUGGAUUUGGGACCUCAACAGUUUCUCUGCAGAAAUCUCCUCAGGCUUUGAUACUCGGCCAAGCAAAGCCUCCCCGAGCUUCAGGUGGUUCUCUGGUAGCAAAUCCUCUCAUUGGAAGUAUACCCGAGAUCCUACAACCAGCUCUUAUUGGGAAAAUCGUACCGCGGAUCUCAAAAGAAGACCAGGGUAUCCAAGAGAACCUAGUAAAAGACAAAAAAAUACCCAAGGUCGUAAUAAAACUGCACGGCAGGCAGGUAGCGCUCACUGCGAAAGCCAAGCUUUCAGGCAAGCUGGCCUCAGGUGAACAGAGUAGCACAAGAUCUGCUGACUUCAUCAGCAAAGCAGGAAAACCAGCACAAACAGCCGCUACUUCAGCUGGUGGCACCAAGCAAGCUACCAAGGUCCGAGAACGGGGCGAGGUGACAGAGGACUCCGACCAGUCGCAGCCAAAGAGAUUUGGGCGAGGAAUGAGAGGGUUUCGAAUCGGGCACACGAGACGCACACCUCAAGCAGUCGGUCUGUCAUUUCCGUCCUUUCACAAACGACAGAGAAAGAGGAUGGCUAAGGGUAUGGGUGCCUCUCCAGAGGCCGGCGCUGAGGCCGCGGCCCAGAGUGGGGAGGAGGCGGCGAUGCCCCUAGAGUGCAAAGCCACGCAUUCCUCUGAAAAAAAGACCCACAGAAGACGCAGAUCUUUGUUUGGGCAAAAGCGAAAGCAAUCCAGAAUCCCUCCAGACCUGAAACGUCCCAAAAUUAGUCGCAAUCGCACUAGGCAUGUUUUUUACUCUUAUGUGCCAGAGCCGAUUCCAGUCACACCGACGGUGGACGAAAAGGAGCAGCAGCAGCAGCAGCACAGGCCAAAUAUUGCUCCUUUGGAGGGUGAGCUAAGCUCUUUUCCUAAACAAGUCCAGACGAACUCCAUCUCAUCCACUCCUGUAAUGAGCGCACGGUCCUCACGCGUUAUUAAAACUCCAAAGAGGUUCUUGGAUGCGGAAAUGAUUUCCUUUCCAAAGGGGCCUCUGUCAACAUGGCUGAAAAGUCAACAAAGAGAGGACGGGAAACCCAAUCUGUCCGGCCACGAGCUGAGCUAUGAGGGCAACUUGCUGCAGGCGGACAGUGAAUUCAUGUCCGCGGCGGACAGCCCGUCUGCACCCACCAAGUUCUCAUCAAAGCCCACGCCGGGCACCAGCCACGUGGAGAUCUACAAGAACCUCAAGAAACUAACCUUGAAACUAGCAGAGAAGAAGAAAAGCCACUCUGACACCGAGGGGGAUCAUGCACAUCACGGCGAGGGUUUGUCCUCUCACGUCAGAAAGAGGCGGCGGUCAAAGAUCACAAUGGAGGAGAUGGACUCUCCCGGCGUUGUGAGAAAACUAGCCGUGUCGCUGGAUGCCGACGUGAAAGCACUUUCACACCUGCCGUUAGGAGAUACAGGCAACAACAAUGAAGCAGGAGGCGUUAUAGCAGAAGUUCCUGAGUCGUUAGAAGUCAGCGGACCCAGCCAUCGAAUUGGUCUCAGUGGAGCUAAUAAGACUAUGCUCCACCUGCUGAAGAAAGCCAAAGUACAACUCUUCAAGAUUGAUCAGCAGAAGCAGCUCAAGUUGUCACAGUUGGGCUCCGGAGAAUCACGACUGCCAGUCAGCGGAAGAAGGAAGAGGAGGAGUAGAGUUUCCCUUUCGCCCAAAGAUAUCGGUCCUCAGGAGCAGCCGCUCGGUGGUCCGAGGAUCAAACAUGUGUGUCGGGCAGCGGCUGUGGCUUUGGGGCAGCCUCGUGCCACGGUGCCAGAUGACAUCCCCAGGCUGAGUGCCCUGCCGCUACACGAGAGAGAAGGCAUCACCUUUUCUCCCGCUGUAGAAGAUGUGGCAGAAGAUGACGAUGACGUAUCUGAUCAGGACAGGACUCAGUGGGUUGUCUCUCAGGAACACAUCCAGCGGAGGAGGAGGAAGAGGCGGAGGGGGAAAGGCCUCCGGUUUCGAAAGCGGAAGCCCCUGAGUAAAUAUGCACCCGGAGGGGUCCGUGCACGGCGCUGUGGAAGCUGCAGAGGCUGUUUGAUAGAGGAGGACUGUGCAAAGUGUAUCAACUGCCGUGAUAAGCCCAAGUUCGGGGGCCCCAACACCAAGCGUCAGUGUUGCAUACAUAGGAAGUGUGAGCGGAUUGAAAAAGCAAAGAUUGAGCGUGUCGUCCAUCCAAUAAAACUCCAGUCGAGGCGUUUUGCUGGUUCGGUGUCGAGCAGUGACGAUGCAAACUGGAAGUUUGGCUGCAGAGGCGAGGGUUCUUCCUCAAUGGUGCUUGGAGUCAGGAAACAGUCCCUGCGGAACAUCACGCCUCGCUCCUACAGCAGCCUGCUCAAGUCUGAAUCUGAGGAAGAAGACGGAGAAGAAGUAAACGAAGAUAAAUUGCCAGUCAAGACAACUGUAGCUGCAGCUUGCAAACAAGUUGGCGGACCGCUGCCAGACGACCCUCCAGCGGAGGCGGUGAAGCCUCGCCGGCUGUUCUCCAGAGGAGGCGGGGGCAGACCCAGAGCUUACAAGGAUCAGGAGAACACGGAGGAGAUGGAGCCCAGAGAAACUUUACCAGAAACCAGCCCAGCCAGAAGCCCAAUGCCGAAGCUGCACCAGCAGCUCCAAAUACACUUGCACCGUCUGCCUGAUUUUAUCCUGCAGUCUGCUCUGUCUUUGCCAAAACAAAGUUCUAAUCAGAGUCUUUCUCUGUCGCAUCCAUUAUUGUCCCAGAUUAUAACGCACCCUGCUAGUUCACAUUCAAAUUCCACACCAGCGGGUCCUCCACAACAGGCCCAGCCUUUAGCGCCUACCCAUUCUCCACUGUCCCCGCAAACUAAGAGAGACUGUACUCAGAAAUCGUUGCUGUUACGUUUGCACCGCUUACCCCGGACCUUGGUGCAGACCGCCUUGCAUCUGCAUAAAUGUAUAUCAUCACCUUCUCAACAACAUUCCCAGUCCAUACUGCACUCCGCUCCGACAGAGGCGUCGUCAAAGUCGUUUUUUCAGGAACGGCCUCGGGCGCAGGACCCAGAUGUUGUGACUGAGACACAUAGAGCUAACAAAGAGAAAACUGUACACAUGCAUCCUCAGACAGUCGAUCCACACACAGAGUUACAGGAGGGCAAGCAAGAAGAGCAGAAGGACGGACGGGUCAAUCAGCCUGAAGAGGACGAGGGCGCUUCUGUAGGAGAGACGGUGCCGGAAAACUGUCUCACGACUGACGAACACUAUGUCCUUCGUUCCCAGAAUCCUGCAGAGUGUGCGUCAGUGAACACCCUGACUGGGUUAACUAACGGGUUUCCCCAAAAGGGCCUCUUGCAGAACAAGUACAAGAUUCGCGUAGACUUCAAGGAGGACUGUGCUGUCCAGAACGUCUGGCUAAUGGGUGGCCUCAGUGUCCUCACGUCUGUCCCUUCUACACCACAACCUGUCUGUCUGCUCUGCGCCAGCAAAGGACGUCAUGAGAUGAUAUUCUGCCAGAUCUGCUGUGAGCCUUUCCACAGUUUCUGCCUCUCACCGGAUGAGCGCCCCCAGAAGGCGAACAAAGAGAACUGGUGCUGCAGACGCUGUAAAUUCUGUCAUGUCUGUGGACGCCGAAGCAAGAGCACAAAGCCAGUGUUACAGUGCCGGAGAUGCCAAACCUCCUACCACCCUUCCUGCUUGGGACCAACUUACCCUAAGCCUAUAAACUGCAACAUGCCCUGGGUGUGCAUGACAUGCAUUCGGUGUAAAAGCUGCGGUGUGACUCCUGGAAAGACUUGGGACUUGGCCUGGAACCACGAGCAGGAUCUUUGUCCCGAGUGCACUUCUCUCCACAAAAAAGGUAAUUUCUGCAAAGUCUGCCACAAAUGCUACAACGACAACAACCAACACACACAGAUGAUUCAGUGUUCAGCGUGCAGCCAUUGGAUUCACUACACCUGUGAAGGACUUUCAGAUGAGCUCUUUGGGCUACUAUCAAGUCAACCGGAGCACUUGCCUUUCACCUGCUCACACUGCAGCGAGAACCAAAUCGAACGCAGCAGCUUGAAGGAGGAGCUGCAGAGUAGGCUGAUAGCCGGACUGGAGGAGGUACUCACCGACCUCCUCUCCGACGACACCACGCAGCACCUCCUUAUGUGUAGAGUGUGUCAGGAACCAAACUACACACAAUCUUUCAGGGAACAGCACCCAGUGUGUGAUCUACAGGCCAUGGAGAAGAAGUUUAAAAGUGGUGGCUACGCUUCAAUAAAAGCUUUCCAUUCGGAUGUUGUCUUUGUGAUGAGGAAGUGGUUGAAGGAGGAGGAGCUUCUCCCUGAGGACCAGAGACCAACCAGUAUGGCCAGGGCCUGUUAUGUCAAACUGAUCGCGCAGGUGUUCAGUGGGUUUCCGCCCAGCUUUCUGAAAAAGUGCAAUACAUUCUCCCUUGAAUUCCCAAGUGGCAUGCUCCCUGAGGCUGUCCUCCCUCCAUCUAAAGAGCACAGCUAUGCGCAGUGGCUGGAAAGGACGUACCAGCCCAAAGUCACGAGGGGCCAACAUGCCGGUAAACCUGACUCUGUGAUGUCAUCGGUCACCACACAGCAGCCUGACGUAGCACGCAACCCCCCUCUGCAUUCACGUGGCGAUAAUAGGGAUCUUAAAACACCCAAGACUGAAGAUAUGAGGCAGUGUGCUCUGUGUCAACAAAAUGGAGACUUUGCUCCAAAGGAUGCAGGGCGGCUGUUGUACUUGGGACAGAAUGAAUGGGCCCACAUUAACUGCUGCCUUUGGUCUGCAGAGGUGUAUGAGGACAAUAGUGCUCUUUUGCAAGUGCACAGCGCCGUCUCAAGAGGGCGACACCUGCGGUGCGAUCGUUGUGGACAAUCCGGGGCGACUGUGGGCUGCUGUCUUUCCACCUGCCAGAGUAAUUUUCACUUCAUGUGCGCUCGUGCCCAGAACUGUGUGUUUCAGCUGGACAGGAAGGUGUACUGCUUCAAUCACAGGGAUCUUGUCAGUGCAAAGAUGGUGACUGGGAGGGGAUUUGAAGUGCCUCGAAGGGUAUAUGUAGACUUUGAUGGGAUCAAUCUGAGAAGAAAGUUCCUGACAGGCCUUGACCCAGAAUCCAUAAACAUGACCAUAGGUUCUCUGCAGAUUCAAAAGCUUGGAGUGUUGUCUGAGCUGUCAUCAAAUGGGAGGAUGCUGUAUCCUGUUGGAUAUCAAUGUUCUAGGUUGUACUGGAGCACUGUGGACCCCCGCAGACGUUGCAAGUACACCUGUAAAGUAACAGAAGUGAGCACACCUCUUCCUGGUGAGGAACAAGAUCCAAUAUGGGACAAAGAAGAGAAUCACACCAUCGUUCACUGCCCGAUCUACCACAGAGAUAUGGAUUCCCCCACUCGCUUAAGUUCUUCAUCCAGCCCUAUAAAGUCCACGACUCCAUCACCUGACUCUAAACACCUCCAUACACCUGGAUCCAAAAGUCCUGGUUACACACAGACCAGGAGACCGGCAGGAGGAUCAUCCCGACCUCUUCCAUCGCCAGGGUCAGCUCUUCCCAAAUCGCAUCACAUCCUGACAUUGAGGGACCUGGAGGACACCCGUCGGCCCCGUCGGCUCUCAUCAAGAAGCCGCUGCAGUUCCUCGCCAACUGACAGCGACCCAUCUGUACCGAUGACCCUCCGCUCUGGUGGCACCGUCCACUCCAAAUGUGCCCUGUUCAGCUCCCCUCCGAGGUCAUCAAUCCCGGGUGCAGCCUCACCACCUCUGACGCGACAAAACUCCGCCUCACCUGUCUGGAGCUCCCCGCCUCGAUCGAACUCCAGCAUUACUGCAGGGUUGUCACCUCGAAGAGGAACAAUCACUCACUCCCCCAGAGGGAGGCAAAACUUCAAAAUCACCACUCCAGUUUCAGCGGAGGUUCCCCAAGACUUCCUCGCAUCAUCUGAGGCAGAGGAUGCAGCGGUGGCCACAACCAAUGGGAUCUCACUGGCCCCAGAUAACCUGGAAGAGGAGGUAGCUCAUCUGAUUGCCCAGGAGCUGCCCUACACUGUGUUUGAUACUGACACAGAGGUAGCAGUGGCCUCCAUGCUGAAUGCUAAGCUUGAGUUUGAUGAGGCUCUGCUCACGGAGAACGUGACACUUCACUGCGCAGCACAAGGUGUGAGAGGAGAUGUGGCGGGCUCAGUGCAAGAUAUGGAAAUGCGUAUAGAUAAUCCGGAGAAUUCCGAAGAGGAGGACUCGAGCCAUUACUUGAAAUUUUCACGCACAGUGGUGCGCGACGCAGCUGGCAGCUCAGAAACCUUGGAACCGCUAACUUCAACACAGUCCAUCUCACAGUUGGAUGGAGCGGAUGGCGGGUCGGAAAGCGAUGAAAGCGAGGUGGUGGACGACAAAGCACAGGACACCAAAGAACAUGGCGAAAAUAAGAUUGAAGUCAACCCCGAUACAUCUAUUAAACCGGUAACUGUCGCUCUACAGAGGUUGGAGCCAAUGUACACUAUGUCAAAGUCAGCUGAGCCAGAGUUUCAGGAAUUUUACCCACCAUCUAAAGUUUUUGAAGCAGACUUGCACAAUGAAAUGUCAUUUCAGGAUGAAGUGGUACCGAUGUGCUCUGAAACACCAACACUUCAAAAUGCUGUAUUUUUGGACUCCACCACAGGUCAUUUUGUUUCUUCUGAUGAGGGCAUCGCAGUGUGCACAAAUAUUAUCAAAGUUGGCCUCAACGAUGACACAAGCUCAUCGACCGACUCCGUUGAAGCAUUUAAAGAUGAUUUGAACGACCCUGACUACUCUCCAGAGAGUACUCCGCUUCCAGAGCCUAAAACCAAAAAAUUGCCGCCACCUCGGAUGAAAGCCAUCGUUGUGAAUACAAAACGUCCGGUUUCAAAUCUCAAACGCUUGUCGCCAAAGCCGUGUCUGCCACAGCAGCGCAAACUCAUGUUGCCCCCUCGACCUGUUCAGACUGUACACAAUGCAUCGGCUGCCACAGUUUGUGCAGCUCCACGCACCGUGACCUCCCCCAUUGUGAUCAACGGCCUGAAUCUCCCUAACCAGCCUGGUGCCUUGCAGGGAAGAACCAUCGCCAUCCGACUGGACAACUCGAGGAUGGGAGGUCAGCAGCAAGUCGUGAUUCAGAAUCAAGCUGCGGCCGCUAGCGCGCCCCUGGCUCCUGGGCCUCAGGUCCUUCUAGUCAACAGACAGGGUCAGAUUCUUAUCAAGGACCCAAGGUCAAACACUUAUCAGUCCCUCAGUGCAAACUCGCUCGCCUACAACAAAAUAAGCCAGAUUGCCAAGAUUCUCCACAGUGGCAAUGCCCUGCAGCGCUCCGUCCCUCGUGUUAUAAUAAAGCCUCACGCAAGCCUCUCGGCCACAAACGUCCCGUCUGCAGGUAACACGUCGACAUCCGACGGGAAAGUCUUUUUUAGAGUUGUGCCUGUGGAAAGCGCGACGGCCCCGGCUCCCACAGCUCCUGUCAGCGUGCAGUGUGUUCCUGAAGCAACUUUCUCCAGCAUUAAAGAAAGCACGGCCCAGGCUAUUAUUGACAGAGCCAUGGCUACUCACCGUGAAGAGCCAAAGACCAGUCCCAUCAUCCUCAGUAAAACCAUACGAACAAAGGCUGGAAUCAGAAGGCCAUCCCAGUUUAAGGAAUCUGAUGUAUCCAAACAGUUGCCAGCUGAACCCUUAGAGUCCCCUAGUGGUGUCCUCAAUGAACCCAAAUCCCGCCCGCAACCAGCACCCACUUCGUCACGCCAACAGCUGAGAAUCAAGAGAGUGUCAUCGGUGUCUGAGCGGCCCUCCAAGAAGAAAUCCAAGAUGGACUUCUUGAGGGAUCCAUCAAGUGAGCUGGAUGAACUUGAAGUCAGGCCGAGUGGUGUGAGAAUGAAAGCUCCAACGAUGUCUGAUAUCCUCGAUGUGGAGAAGGAGAAAAUGUUGCGUGAGCCUGAGCAGUUGAGAAUUACUGCUCCACCACUACCACUGACUACACUGCCCAGGCAUCUUACUGUUGAUAGCCCGCGCCCACAAAUAAACAGUCCGAUUCAAGGUAAAACACACAUGUGGGUCAGUGCUCGCCAUGGAGACCUCUCCGAAUGGGGACCGUAUUCAGGUUUUAGCUCCGAUGAAGAUACACGUGCACCCAAACACAGAAAGAGGACAUACAUGAACCAGCCCCACCUGCGUUUUGAAAUCACCAGUGAUGAUGGCUUCUGCGUUAAAGCCAACAGCAUUGAGGUCGCCUGGCGCGCAGUGAUCGACGGCGUCCUCGAGGCUCGAGCCGGAUUCCACCUGAAGCAGCUGCCUCUGGGCGGGAUGAGUGGGCCGCGGGUGCUCGGCGUCGUCCACGAUGCCGUCAUCUUCCUGCUGGAGCAACUGCAGGGUGCAGCGCACUGCAAGCGGCACCGCUUCCGCUUCCACCGCUGUGACGACAUCAAGGAAGAGCUUCCCCUCAAUCCGAGUGGCUGUGCUCGGACUGAAGUCUAUGCACGGAAAGCAACGUUUGAUAUGUUCAACUUCCUGGCAUCACAGCACAGAGUGCUCCCCGAUAUAGUGGGCCCAUUCGAUGAGGAGGAGGAUGAAUUCCCACUUAAAUCUUCCAGGCGAGCUACCAGCAGUGAGCUUCCCAUGGCAAUGAGAUUUAGACACCUGGAAAAAAUCUCCAAAGAAGCAGUAGGAGUUUAUAGAUCUGAAAUUCAUGGUCGUGGCCUUUUCUGCAAAAGGAACAUUGAGGCAGGCGAGAUGGUGAUUGAGUACGCCGGCAACGUCAUUCGCUCUGUUCUGACUGAUAAGCGGGAAAAAUAUUAUGACAGCAAGGGCAUCGGAUGUUACAUGUUCCGCAUCGACGACUUUGACGUGGUGGACGCAACGAUGCAAGGCAACGCGGCUCGUUUCAUCAACCACUCGUGCGAGCCCAACUGCUACUCCCGCGUCAUCAACGUGGACGGACGCAAGCACAUCGUCAUCUUCGCCCUGAGGAAGAUCUACCGGGGCGAAGAGCUGACCUAUGACUACAAAUUCCCCAUCGAGGACGAGAACAGCAAGCUCCACUGCAACUGCUCGACGAGGCGCUGCCGCCGCUUCCUCAACUAGUACCACACUCGCACGCAGACCAGCAGCCAUUGUGGUUAAUGCACUUGAAUCAACUUUUGAUGAGAUUAUCAAGGCGACUUUUAUCACAUGGCCAUAUGGGUGGCCUGCAUCUACUGAAAUCUUUGCCAUGUUGGAAGCUUGAUUAAAGAGUGAUGGAGGACGGCGUGCGUUCGCUCAUUUUUGUCCUCCGACCAGCUGUGACACGCGACACAAACCACUCGAGCCAUAUGUCGAAUCUUGCGAUGAAUACUAUUUAUGUGAUUUCAGUCCGCGGGAUGGUUGAGCUGUUGAAGUAAGAGGUGCAAUUAUGAAAACUGCACUCUCUUGGGAUUUUUGUACUGUUUUGCCAUCUUGUACAACACAUUAGUUUUUACAUUGUGGAAUUUAUCAGCAGCUCCUGCUGGAACCAAACCAGCAAGGAGGCAGUUAUCGCCAGCUAUAAACGGUGCAAUAUGAAACAAUCUGAUUGCAGCGAUUACUCCAUAAAUGGGCAUCUAAUGUAAUUCUGACAAGUGUUUUUGUAUAUUUAAAUAUAUAUAUAUAUAUAUAUGGUCAAAGAGCAGCAUCAGGGGAAUUUAUUCAGCCCCGUGCUUUGACACAACCUUCUCUGGCUGCAUUGGUGUUGCAGCAGGCAGCACAUAUUUCAGGCACCUUGGGUACGUUGUCGUUUUGCUACGUUUUAACCAGUCUUGAUACCAUGGAUCUCUUUGAGGGGACUCCAAUGUUUUAGAUGCGGGGAACAAUCCUUGCCCCUCCCCCCCCUUUCCCGUCCCUCAUUCAGUUAUUUGAAAAGUUUUUACUUGCGACAACAGAGAGAUGUCAUCUAGAUGCUUUUAUCCUGCCACUAGUCUGUUCUCCACCUGUUCCUUGUACUAUUUGUGAAUUUUAUGGUCUCUGAGGGAGUUUCCACUGUGCAGAGUUUAAACUCAAGAGAUAUCUUGCUCUGCACAGCGCCUCAUAAAUCGUUGUAUAUUUGAAUAAUAAAUGUAUAUCCAACAAGCUGAUGGAAAUAAAUGUGUGUUUGAGCUUUUAACUUUUUGCUUAAGUAAAGGCUAACUCCUGGAAACUAUUGCUGAGUAUUGAGUUAAUCUAACUUCAUUUUUUUCCUUUUAAUUUUUGUUGAAGCUGCUUUACACCCUCUUCCUCCUGUUUGUCUCUCACAGGUGUGCUACCUCAGAGGAAUUUGUUAUAUAGCAAGAAUAUUGGUGGUGAAAAACAUCUCAUUUUCUCCCGGUUCAAUCUUUUUGACCAACUCUUGUUAAGAUGUAUGAGCAAAAUGAAUUUAACAAGGACUUGCUAUUAUGCCUGUGAUUAUUCUGAAGGAAUGGGCGGACACUAUUUCCUGAGCCAGUUUCCCCUGUGUGCAGUCGCACUGAGCUGAUAGAUGUAGGUUGGACACAAGUGUAGGUUUAAAACUGGAUGCUGUGGAGGUUUUUUUUUUUUCCCGGGUUAAUGAUUGACACGCAAAGCUUUGUUACUAUUUGGCUCACUAUGAAUCUUUGCCUGUACAUAGUUGUAUAAAGAAUUUCUAAAACUGUUAAAUAUUUUUUUUUUUUACCUACAUUCCUUUUUUUAUUUAUGUUCAAUAAAAAUCUUAAAUGUUUCAAAUGUGCAUAAUUUCUUCCAAUGUUAAGUAAACCAUAUUAAAAGAUCACAUUUGGGUGUGUAUACAAAUUGUCUUUCACUGCCACAAUGACCGUGUGAUGUCUGUUCAGGAAACGUGAAAAACAAAAUGGUUUUUGUGGUCCUGUUUUUAAACUGCUGAGGUUUUACCAAAUCCUUAUCAGACUUCUCAUAAUUCAAGGACUCGUUGCCUUCAGUCAUAUGGCGCUUUCCCAGAACAUCGUU
Molecule: messenger RNA, 11295 nt
Organism: Pungitius pungitius (ninespine stickleback)
Lineage: Eukaryota; Metazoa; Chordata; Actinopteri; Perciformes; Gasterosteidae
Gene: kmt2ba
Product: lysine (K)-specific methyltransferase 2Ba
Exons: 36
Coding region: 91-9447 (3118 amino acids)
Biological process (GO): positive regulation of DNA-templated transcription
Cellular component (GO): histone methyltransferase complex; nucleus
Molecular function (GO): DNA binding; histone H3K4 methyltransferase activity; protein binding
Source: RefSeq, a predicted model, not a curated record